Messenger RNA from Teleopsis dalmanni, 303 nucleotides. Its product is annotated as larval cuticle protein 65Ag1-like. Bases 1 to 303 code for a protein of 100 amino acids. The transcript has a single exon. The record is from RefSeq and is a predicted model, not a curated record. Gene Ontology annotation, cellular component: chitin-based extracellular matrix. Lineage: Eukaryota; Metazoa; Arthropoda; Insecta; Diptera; Diopsidae. Gene Ontology annotation, molecular function: structural constituent of chitin-based larval cuticle.
AUGAAAUUCGUUAUUGUAUUCGUUGCUCUCUUCGCCUUCGCCUUGGCUGCUCCAGCUGAUGUUGAAGUUUUGAGAUCAGAAUCCGAUGUACAACCCAAUGGAUACAAAUUCGCUCUCGAAACCAGUGAUGGUUCAUCUCGCACUGAACAAGGAGAAUUGAAGAAUAUUGGUACCGAUGAGGAAGCUAUUGUCGUCCGUGGCUCAUACAGCUGGGUUGCUGAAGAUGGUCAAAAAUACACCGUUGACUUCGUAGCUGAUGAAAAUGGUUUCCAACCACAAGGCAAACAUUUACCAGUAGCUUAA